AUGAUGUUACCGACUUCAACUAUCAUCUUGAACUUCUUUUUUUUUUUAUUGGUUGCGUUGAGGUUGAAUUCCAGGACCCCUGCUCACUCAUUUACCCAUCCACGGAGAAAAAAAAGGAAAAGCCGCCCGAAGCGAAGGAAAAGAAAGAGCGGGAGGUUUAGAAGGAAGGGGAAAUAUAAAAUGCGAAAGACGACUCGUCUACUGUCGAGGGCUGUUUUCGACUUGAGCAACGCUGAAGCAUUCCGUUCUGGGCGUGUCUUGAAUCAACCAACCUCCUUCAUCAACGGUUGUUUUGUGACUUCCGGUGCUGCGGACGUGAUUUCAGUUGAGGAUCCUUGCACUAAUGUUACUAUUGGCGAUAUUCCCAACUUAGGGAAGGAUGAAACGCUGCAGGCAAUUGCGGUGGCUCAGAAAGCCUUUGAAACAUGGAAGGAUACCGUGCCCCGCACACGUGCAGUCAUACUUCAUCGAUGGGCGCAGUUAAUAUAUCAUCACAGAAAUUCCCUCGGUUCUCUCCUCUCCCGAGAGUCGGGGAAAGUUGUGCAAGAAGGUGUUGACGAAUGCCUGUACGCCGCACGGUUCCUUGAAUGGUAUGCGGGAGAGGCGGAACGCGCUUAUGGGGAUGUUGUGGGAAGUCCUCGCCCUGAUGUUUCAACAACUGUGUUGCGGCGGCCUGUGGGUGUAGUGGGUGCCAUCACUCCGUGGAACUUCCCGUCAGCAAUGGUCACGCGAGUUGUGGGUGGGGCUCUUGCUGCAGGUUGUGCCGUUGUGUUGAAACCAUCAGAACUAACUCCAUUCAGUGCACUUGCACUCGCCCAGUUGGCAGUUGAAGCAGGCGUGCCCGACGGGGUGUUUAAUAUCGUUACUGGAAACGCGGCACCCAUCGGUGAUGCGGUUCUGGAUAGUUUUGAUGUGCGUAAGAUUUCUUUCACCGGGUCCACCAGAGUUGGUAAGUACAUAUACCGGCGCUCCGCAAGCACCAUGAAGAAGUUAGGGUUGGAGCUUGGUGGAAACGCACCAUUUAUCGUGUUCAGUGACGCUGAGGUGGAUCGCGCGGUCACUGGACUCAUGAAUGCGAAGUUUCGUGCUGCGGGACAGGCAUGCAUAAGCGCCAACCGUGUUUUCGUGCACUCCACGGUUUACGGUGACUUCAUGACGAGGUUGCUGGAGAGGGUGAACUCAAUCCGUGUGGGGAAUAACUUUGACCCGUCUUCAACGAUGGGCGCACUUGUCAGCAGUUCCGCAGUCGAGCGUGUGGUGUCGCUGGUGCAAGAUGCGGUGGAAAAGGGAGCCAAGGUGGAAGCAGGAGGUCGGCGCUUAUCAGGUCCUGGGUACUUUUUCGAACCCACAGUACUUUCCGGUGUAAACCACGAUACGAUGCGCUGCUGUCAGGAGGAGAUAUUUGGUCCUAUUAUACCCAUAAUUACGUUUGAUGACGAUACGGAGGCUAUACGUUUGGCCAACGCGACUCCUGCAGGUCUGGCAGCUUAUGUGUACACGCAGGAUUACCGUAGGCAGAAGCAAAUAAUGGAGCAACUGAGUUUUGGUAUGAUUGGGAUUAAUGACAGUGGUUUAUCAUCACCCUGUGCUCCAUUCGGCGGUGUCAAAGAAAGUGGGUUGGGUCGGGAUGGCUCAAAGUACGGCAUUGACGCGUUUCUCGACGUUAAAUAUGUUCUGGAGUCACGUGUGUAG
Molecule: messenger RNA, 1692 nt
Organism: Trypanosoma brucei brucei TREU927
Lineage: Eukaryota; Euglenozoa; Kinetoplastea; Trypanosomatida; Trypanosomatidae
Product: aldehyde dehydrogenase, putative
Exons: 1
Coding region: 1-1692 (563 amino acids)
Molecular function (GO): succinate-semialdehyde dehydrogenase (NAD+) activity
Source: RefSeq, a predicted model, not a curated record